Messenger RNA from Brassica napus (rape), 988 nucleotides. RefSeq lists its product as uncharacterized. Bases 297 to 833 code for a protein of 178 amino acids. The record is from RefSeq and is a predicted model, not a curated record. Lineage: Eukaryota; Viridiplantae; Streptophyta; Magnoliopsida; Brassicales; Brassicaceae. The transcript has a single exon.
UUAAACUUGGCUUUUGAAUCUGUUGAUGAUAUACAAUAUUUUAGUAAGUUACAGACUGUAACGAUUGAAAUAUUAUAUACUUUCCUAAGCUUUAUAGUGUAAGUGGAUGUGAUUCCACCAGUCACCAGUAGUAACCUAUUAAACUUUCCAGGAAAUUGAGUACCACUCACGAAAAUGUAUGUACUUGUAAAAAAUUAUAAAAAAUAGAAUAUAAAAAUUUCUUAUCCAAAAGGCAAAGGAGGAGAGUGAGAGAGAGUGGGAAGGAGACACGAAGCUCUCUGAACAAACACAAAAAAAUGGCGAUAACACCUCUACGAAUCACGACCCCUAUCCCAUCUCUGAGCUUCCUUCCAACCGGAAAGCCACACGCUUCAAAGAUCUUCACCGUCCGCGCCACCGACGUCGAAUCAACGGAAGAGACUCCUCAACCCGACUCAGACACCGAAGACUUCGAGUCACGUCUCUCGAACAUCCGUCUCAGAUACCGAAGCGGAACCGGGAAGAAAGCAGAGGUUAGAAAGUCUAAGAAAGGCUCAGCAGGGCCACCGUCGAAAAGCUCGGGGCUUUACUUGCCGCCGGUGAGUUUAAAGGAGCCGGUUUCGGGCGGGUUGAAGGUGGAGUUGGGGUUUACGCCUUACACCGAGCGGCUCAACGGGAGGAUGGCGGGGUUGGGGCUCGCGGCUUUGCUUCUGGUUGAGCUGGCGACGGGGAAGAGCUUGUUGAGUUACCACACGCCUUCAGUUGUGUGGCUUCAGGUGUAUUUCAUGGCGGCUGUUUCGGCUAUGUUUGUUAAGAUUGAGAAGGAGAAGGUUAGUGUCUGGCCUAAGGAUUAAACGUUGCUUUUGUGAUUGAAAGGUGUAUGCUUUUGUAUUGUAUAUGUAAUGUAUACUCUAUAGAAUUGAACAGUUUAAAGGAUCUUACUUUGGAGUGAGUUUGUUGUUGUUCUUGUUGUUUUGAGUAAAUGCAAAUGCAAGUUUUUUAAAGAAAA